Molecule: messenger RNA, 2191 nt
Organism: Apis cerana (Asiatic honeybee)
Lineage: Eukaryota; Metazoa; Arthropoda; Insecta; Hymenoptera; Apidae
Product: rho guanine nucleotide exchange factor 3
Biological process (GO): positive regulation of Rho protein signal transduction
Molecular function (GO): guanyl-nucleotide exchange factor activity
Source: RefSeq, a predicted model, not a curated record
CGUAGUUUAACGGUUACCUUGUAUGGAAUAAUACUGCAUAUAUUUCAAUUGUGCGUAAAUUUUUGAAAGUUUAAGGAAAUGUAUGAUGAUAGUAAUAAUACAAAUAAAGAUACUUUUUCAGAACCUCGAAAAAAAUUUUGGCUGCGAACAAGAAAACGACCAAAAAGUGAUGCUAUCAGUAUCAGUUCAAUGGACAUAUCUAUUGAAUCAGAUGUAAUAAAAAAGAAAAAGAGAAGAAGGAUUACAGAAGUAGCCAGCAGCAUUUUUUCCUCUUCUACUCUAAGUAAUAAACAAGGAAAUAGUAUUCAUAGAUCUUUCACAAUUCAACCAAAUGCAACAGACUUAUCAUUUGUGAAUAAUGAAACAAAUACAGGAACAUUAAAAAUAAAACACAAGAAAAGUAUUGAAAAUUCUAAUAAUUUUACACUUAGAAGCUGGGUAGUUGAUGUGGCAAACACAAGUACUAAGGAUAGACCUAAUUAUGUUCUAAACAGAAAAGAAGUAAAAAAACAAGAAGCAAUUUAUGAAUUGUAUUGUGGAGAAAAUGUAUUCAUUAAUGAUUUAUGUGUUCUCAAAGACUUUUAUUAUGAACCACUAAUAAACAGUAAUAUUUUUACUCCUGAUGAAUUAAAUAUAAUUUUUGGAGAUAUAACAAAUCUUAUUGAAAUACAUAGUAGAUUAAAAGAUGAAUUAAUUGAUUUAAGAGAUAAAUAUGGAUUUACAGAAACUGUUGGAUCUACAAUAUUAAAUUGGAUUCCAAUAUUAACAAAACCAUACUUAGAAAGAUGUAGAACACAAAUAUGGGCAAAACAUUUAUUAGAUGAAAAAAGAUUAACAAACAAACGAUUUCAAUCAUUUUUAAAAAAACGUUUAGAAUCUCCACAUUCUGUAGAUUUAUGGACUUAUAUAGAUGUAGCAAGAUCAAGAAUUGUUAAAUAUCCUUUAUUAAUUAAAGAAAUGUUAAGGCAUACUGCAGCAACACAUAUAGAUCAAACAUAUUUAAAAGAAGCAUAUGAUUUAAUAUGUAAUCUACUUAAAAAUAUAGACAAAAUUAUGGGAGAUGAGGAAUGCAAGUUGGCUCAAUCAAAAAUUAAUAUAAAACCAGAUUAUGAUCCUACCAAAUGCAUUGAAAAUGCGACUGAAUUAAUUACUCAAGGACAACUUAAAGAUAUAAGGGGAAUGAAAUUUCAGUGUUUUCUUUUUGACACGGCUUUUGUAAUAACUCGUGGUACAAGAUCUAUAAGUAAGAAGUAUAACUUAUUUUGUCCUGUUAUACCUAAAGAGCAGAUUUGCAUAAGUACAGAUGAAAAAUCUGAUAUAACUUAUGGAUUUAAAAUUGGAGAUCAUAUUUUAAUAACAGAAGAUGACCAUGGAAAAAGACAUUGGAUUGAUUCAUUUAAUAAAAUUUAUAAAUGCAAUAUUAAUUCACUAGAAAAUGUAAUUAAUAUCAAUGAAAAAGAAAAUGAAGAAAUUUUGACUCCAUCAAAAAUAAAUCGAUCCUCUAGAUUAUCUAUAAAUAAAAUAAGUGAAAAUCAUCUUUCAUUAACAUUAAAGAGGAGUUUUUUAAAACGCAAACGUAGCAGCAUUGGCAACAUUAUAAUAUAAUUUUAAAUUUCAUUUUGAAUUAUUUCCUUAUAUUCAAUAUUAUAUACAAUACUAUAAUAAAUACUAUAAAUAAAUAUAAAGAUUUAGGUCAUCAAAAAAAUAUUAUAUUUAAUCAUAAUAGAAAUAUUUUUUGUAUUUUAAAUUUGAUUACUAAAUUAUUUCUCUCAAUGUUUUAAAUAUUACAUUCAAUUUAAAACAAUUUUGUUUAUAUUAACAAGUACGAGUACUUACCUAUGUAUUAUUUACAUAUUUUGAAAAAUAUAUUAUAGGUGCUAUAAAAUUAAAAAUAUAUAAAUAUAUAUAUAAAUAUAUACAUAUGCUAAUGUACGAAUUAAAUAUUACUUCUAAUAAAUAUGUACAAAUAUUUUUGAUACUAAUGUAAAUUAAAAAGAAAUAUAUCAAUUGGUGUAAAUGCAAUUUAUAUGUAAUCUUAUAUAAGUAUGUACAUUUAUAUUUAAAAAUAAAAUUAUUUUUGUAUGAAUAUCUUAAAACAAACAUAUGAAAAUCGGAAAUUUAUAUUCAAAUUUUAUUAAAUACAACUUCAUUUUGUAUUGUAUUCAUUUGUAAUAAAAUAAUUAUCCACAUA